Messenger RNA from Saccoglossus kowalevskii, 3313 nucleotides. RefSeq names its product cullin-4A-like. Gene Ontology annotation, cellular component: cullin-RING ubiquitin ligase complex. The record is from RefSeq and is a predicted model, not a curated record. Gene Ontology annotation, molecular function: ubiquitin protein ligase binding. NCBI's taxonomy places the organism in Eukaryota, Metazoa, Hemichordata, Enteropneusta, Harrimaniidae. Gene Ontology annotation, biological process: ubiquitin-dependent protein catabolic process.
CGACAAGUCAGCCAUCUUGAUUUUUUUGCAUGCCAAAUUAUAGUCGUAUAUACCCUGUAAGUUUCUUAUAUUUUCGAAUUUCUUAGCUUUAGAGGCCGUUCCAGGGCCACAUCCGGCUGUUGCAUGCCUCUGACAAGUACAGAGAAGAGCCCGUUCAUAAAAACGGAACUGGAGACAAAUCUCAAAAAGCGCAGACCGGACGAAAACAAUCAUCAUCUCCAGAACUCGAGUAAGAAAUUUCGUGACGAUUCACCUAAUGAAAGCUCUCCCAUGGCUGACUCUACACAAAGAAGGCCCAAUUUUUCAGCGUUGAAUCCAACAAAUAAUGGGUUUACAAACAGGACAUCACCCUUGGCAAAUACCAAGCCUGGAUCCACCAAAAAACUAGUAAUCAAGAACUUUAGAGUAAAACCAGAGUUACCAGAGAACUAUCAGGAAAGGACAUGGGGAAAACUAAAAGAAGCUGUACAAGCUAUCCACAAGCACACAUCUAUCAAAUACAGUUUAGAAGAACUUUAUCAAGCUGUUGAAAAUAUGUGUUCACAUAAGAUGUCAGCAUCAUUAUAUGACAAAUUAAAAAUUGUGUGUGAAGAACAUGUAAAGGCACAAAUUUCACUGUUCAUAGGUGAUUCAACAGAUAGUGUCUCUUAUCUGAAAAUAUUAAAUAAUUGUUGGCUUGACCACUGCAGGCAAAUGAUAAUGAUACGUAGUAUAUUUUUAUUUCUGGACCGUACAUACGUGCUGCAGAAUUCAUUAAUAUCAUCAUUAUGGGACAUGGGUCUGGAGUUAUUUCGUCAGCAUAUUAUCAGUCACAGAAUUGUUGAAGCAAGAACAGUGGAUGGAUUACUGUUAUUGAUAGAUCGGGAACGAAAUGGUGAAGUUGUGGAUCAUAGUCUAUUGAAAAGUUUAUUACGAAUGUUGUCAGAUUUGCAGAUCUAUGAAGAAGCCUUUGAGUGUAAAUUCCUUGAUGCAACAGAUAAACUAUAUGCAGCAGAGGGUCAACGACUAAUGCAAGAAAGAGAUGUACCAGAAUACCUUGCCCAUUGUGACAGGAGAUUAGAAGAAGAAUCACAGAGAAUAUUACAUUACUUAGAUCACUCUACAAAGAAAUCAUUAAUUGCUUGUGUAGAAAAGCAACUACUUGAAGUCCAUGUUAACAGUAUCAUUCAGAAAGGAUUAGAUGUUCUUAUUGAUGAGAAUCGAACAAAAGACUUGGCCUUGAUGUGCAACUUAUUUCAAAGAACAAAAUCUGGUCUUCAAGAACUCUGUAUGAAUUUUGGAAUAUACAUUAAGAAAACUGGUACAUCUAUAGUAAUAAAUCCAGAGAAAGAUAAGACAAUGGUACAAGAACUGCUAGACUUCAAGGAUAAAAUGGAUUAUAUUCUCAACCAUUGUUUUGCUAAGAAUGAUAAAUUUGUUAAUAUAGUAAAAGAAGCAUUUGAGACAUUCAUCAAUAAAAGAGUGAAUAAACCAGCAGAGCUUGUAGCUAAGUAUGUUGAUAAUAUAAUGAGAGCUGGAAAUAAAGAAGCUACUGAGGAAGAAUUAGAAAAAAUGUUGGAUAAAGUGAUGGUAAUAUUCAGGUUUAUACACGGCAAAGAUGUCUUUGAAGCGUUUUAUAAAAAGGACUUGGCAAAAAGGUUAUUAGUUGGAAAGAGUGCUUCAGUGGAUGCAGAAAAAUCUAUGUUAUCAAAGCUUAAACAAAAAUGUGGUGGUGGUUUUACGAGUAAACUGGAAGGAAUGUUUAAAGACAUGGAAUUAUCAAAAGAUAUUAUGGUAGCAUUCAAACAGAGCAUACAAUACCAGCAAAACCCAGGCAAUAUAGAAUUAACAGUUAACAUUCUAACAAUGGGUUAUUGGCCAACAUAUACACCAAUGGAAGUUCAUCUCCCAACUGAGAUGGUGCAAUUUCAAGAAGUAUUUAAAAAAUUUUACCUCAGUAAGCACAGUGGGCGUAAAUUACAGUGGCAGCCAAAUCUUGGGCAUUGUGUAUUGAAAGCUUGUUUUAAAGCAUCAGUCAUUUUUACUACACUAUGUGCCUUCACUGCACUACAACCAGUCAUUCAUUUUCACAACACCGCCUGCCUAUACUAUGAUAAGUUGUUUAUCAAAGAUUAUUAUCAUUGAACAGAGGAUGGUGAACUGAGAAGAACAUUACAGUCAUUAGCUUGUGGUAAGGCUAGAGUUAUAGCCAAGACACCAAAGGGCAAAGAAGUUGAUGAUGGCGACAUAUUUACAUUUAAUGAAGACUUUAAACAUAAAUUAUUUAGAAUUAAAAUCAAUCAAAUACAGAUGAAAGAAACAGCUGAAGAACAAUCUAAUACGCAAGAGAGAGUGUUUCAAGAUAGACAGUACCAGAUUGAUGCUGCCAUAGUGCGUAUCAUGAAAAUGAGGAAAACUUUGAGUCAUACAUUGUUAGUAUCAGAACUUUAUAACCAACUUAAAUUUCCAGUUAAGCCGGCAGAUUUGAAGAAACGUAUUGAAAGUUUAAUAGAUAGAGACUACAUGGAACGUGAUAAAGACAAUCCAAACCAAUAUCAUUAUGUGGCAUAGUGUUUUAUUUCCAAUAUGACUUUUGAUGAUGCCUGCUUUACACAAGACAUUGCGGGAUAAGGUGAAUGCUAGCUACCAGAUGGAAAGUGAGACAUUGAAGGCACUGACUUUUAAACUCUACAUUGCCAUGGAUGGUGAUCGGCUCCCACCAGUAUUUUAUUCAAGGAUGUGGACACACUUUUCUGCACUUUUGAUAUGAAAGCUAGAAACAAUAUUGUUAUUCUAAUUAGACAUAUCGAUCUCAUUUGAUUUUGUGCAACACACUUGUAUGUGUAAUGUGUAGCUUUUGGUACAUUACAUGCCAUUACAAUUAUGUAUUUAUGUAAAUAUGUACUAUCUUUUAGCUCAGCAAGAUUCCAGUAAGCUAUGUUUCACUUGCUAUUUUUAUUUGGUCAUUUCACCACAAUGCAUAUUCAGUUAUGUUGCAAGGGCUUGUCAGGCUACGUUUCUAUGACUACAUUGAUUUAUAUUACGUGUAAAGCCAGAUUAAAUGUCACAACUAAUUCAUAAUUUGUGUACGAUGUUUUGUCAUUAAUAUAAGUUAAUUUGUUACAUCAUUAUUAGGAAAGUUAUUUUGUCAAACAUACAUGGUAAUAGAGUUGAUUGUGUAGUGUGAAGCAGUUCUGGCAACUAAGAUGUCUAAGACUUAUCGACCUUGUGGAGGAAAUAUUUUACCAUUCUGGUGGAACCUGUUCGAAUUUUGAGCCCCAGAUUUGUGUGAUCAAUGCAGAUAUAUUCACAAUUAAUAAAAUCUGUAAAGCUU